UACCAGAGCAGAAGAGUUAUGGGUGAAGCUGACGCGUCUCCCACAGAAGAGAAACAUGAAGAUUCGGGGAUUUAUCCUGCCGAGGACUCUGUCACAUGGAGCCAGGAGGUGGAGGUGUGCCUUUUCCAUGCUAUGCUGGGACACAAGCCUGUAGGCGUUAAUCGGCAUUUUCACAUGAUUUGCAUUCGAGAUAAAUUCUGCCAAAAUAUCGGUAGACAAGUGUCCUCUAAAGUGAUCUGGGAUCAUCUCACUACCAUGUAUGACAUGCAAGCUCUGGAUGAGUCUGAAAUAUUGCCUUUUCCCAACUUGGAGAAGAGUUUUGUCCUUCCAGAGGACAUAAUUCAAGACGUGAAAGAAGGUAAACUGGGGCAGGAGGAGGAAACCACAGAGGACGCUGGAGAGGAGGACGCCCUGUGUGCAUCAGCCAGAGAAGGCAGCUCCUCUGACACGGCCGCAGACAGCCCCCCGUCGAAAGAAGAGAAGGACCGAGAGAGGGGUCCGAGCGAGAGCGGCGCGGCGGAGACCGCAGAGAAGAGGAAGAGGAACCGCUCCGUGGAGAAGCUGCUGGGCUCCAACGCUGACCCUUCCAGCCUGAGCGGGGCCAAGCGCCGCAGGAUAUAGCCACCAGAGGGCGCCCGUGAGCCAGCGAGGACUGGGGGCCCCUCUCCUCAGGGUUCUGUGAGGCUGCGAGGGUAGCCUGGGGGAUCGAGGACCUGCAAAGGAUUGUUGGAGAAAGUGAUACUUCAGAAGAAAAUGGACAGGAUUUGUUUUUGAAGGAAACCUUCCAAAGCUUAAAAAAAUGGAAAAUGUUCCAGCCUAGGAUAGGCUGCCUUCUCUCAUGUUCUGUCUUGAGAUGAGAGAUCUUUACCACUUGAAGUUGCUUGGUCUGUUAGCUGUCCAUUUUAAAUAUGGACUUAGCCAAUGAGAAGUAAGUUCCAAGGAAGAAAGUUAUACCGUGAGGGCCUGUAGCUGCAAUGCUAAGGUUGUGCAUUCUCUCUGACGACGACCUCAUCCUCAGUGAAAUCACUAUAAAUCCUUCAGUAAAAUAUGUCAACCUGUCCUGUGCUGAGCGGCAGUGCCCCACGGGUGGGUGUAAUGAAUGGGCAAAUGGACUUGACAUAUGGCUGCUUCUGUCCCUGCCAGUACGCACACUUAAUGCAGAACUCAUUUCUGCAUGAAAAAUAAAGAAAAUGUUUCAAAUCCUGUUGGUUCAGGCUGACUGUUAGCUGUUUCUUGUGUUAGCAGUCUUGGCUUAAUCCAAAUGCCCCAUUGAAGAGAAUUGUACAUGUGUAGUAUACUCAAACUGCACGUGUUGUCAGUGUGCACUUCUUUGUAAUGGUGUGCCUUCCCUGCAGUAAUUCUGACCUGUAGGUGUUUACUGGUUAAUACUGCUUCAUAUGAAUCCUUUUCUUUGUCUGUCUUUGUUUUAUUUGUAUUUUUCUGGCCCAUGUACGAGGCUUUGGGUGAAUGUUUGCAUUGGUACGCUGACAGCAGCAUCUCCCAGCCUUGUUUGGGCAUUCAUGGGAAAUCAAUGAUCUUUCCCACUUCAUUUCACCAAGAGUGACACAGGGGUGCUGUACGAGCUGUGAUAUCUGUAGCUCUCAAUAAGCAUACUCCUUUUCCUCACAAAACCUGUAACAUCAUCUGUUUCAGGUUUCCAGUUGACGCCAAUAUUCUGUCAAAUCCACUCACUGAAUAUAACAAAGGACAUUUCUUUAGCUGUCAGUGUACAUUUCUUUAGUGCGGGAACUUUCCUUUUCUAUUUUUUGCCGGAUUGUUCACUGGUUUCAUUUCAUUUUUUUAAUUUAUUGUGCAUACCAGGUACUGUUUU
Conger conger (European conger) is the source of this 1831-nucleotide messenger RNA. Its product is annotated as MRG/MORF4L-binding protein-like. The transcript is spliced from 5 exons. Gene Ontology annotation, biological process: regulation of transcription by RNA polymerase II. The coding region runs from base 19 to 621 and encodes 200 amino acids. Lineage: Eukaryota; Metazoa; Chordata; Actinopteri; Anguilliformes; Congridae. The record is from RefSeq and is a predicted model, not a curated record. Gene Ontology annotation, cellular component: nucleus; NuA4 histone acetyltransferase complex.